AUGGAAGAUCAAUCUAAGGGUACAGUUAAAUUAGAUCAGCAUCUUCAGGAAUUACUUAGAUUCAUCAAAGAAACUAAUGCUAAGAAAAGGAUUGAAGGUUUCAACGAGUUGGCGAAAUUAACAAUCUUUCCGACCUUAGUACCAAGUAUUGACUAUUUUAUUGCAGAAAUUCUUGUUCAGGUAAUCCAGCGCUCUAACGAUCAGUACGAUUCUGUGCGUGUUGCCUGUAUGAAUUGCUUAUUUACGUUAAUAAAGCAACUUGGCACUAAAAAUUUCGACAGUGUAUUAGCAACAGUACUUCCAACAUUGUUCAACCGUAUCAAAUCCGAAAACUGCGAAGAAGUUCUCGUUGCAAUUCUUAAUAUUCUUGUUUAUUUUGUUGACUUAACAGGUGUAGAAACAGUUCCUUCGACAUGGGAUGAGUACGCACGCCCAACAAUCAUCGCUUUAGCUACAUCAUGUGCUUCAAAUGCCCCAGAUGUCAAAUUAUUAUCAGCCCAGAUUCUCGAAACCAUGUGUGGCAAGAUUGCUCGCUCAAUGUACAGGGAAGUAUACGAUUUGGAAGCAGAAGAUGAAGCAAAACAAAAAAUAAAUUACUCAGAAGCUUUAAUUAAUGCACUUCUCAAGAACAUUGUCCACAGAAACAAGGACAUUAGGAAGCAAACUCUCCAAGCGUUAGCCAAAUUUUACGUAAUUACAACCAGCGAAUACAAAUUCGAUUCUAUUGCCACUUUACUUGAACAAAUGAUCGACGACAGGAUUCUUUCCGUCCGUCUUGCUGUUGUAGACUAUGUUAAAACACUCCUUGUCCAACAUGACAACAGACAUAUGUAUUAUUCCCAAUAUUUACCGAUUCUUCUUACUUCGAUCUACAGUUUAGUCCCUGUUCGCAAGAUUACAGAGGAUGAAGUCGUCAAACAGCCAGAAGUAACAAAGCAAGCCUAUCAAGCUUGGAAAGCUCUUGACGCCAUUGGAAAACAGCAUGAGGUUGACAAGAAGGACGAUUACGCUCAAGAAAAAGAAUACAUUGGCCCGACAGAUUUCGAUGAAAAAAGAAAAAUUUGUGUUGGACUUCGCCAUAUCCUUCAAGAUAACUACAAACAGAUGAUGGACCAUCUCAUUCCAAAGCUCAUCGAGUGGACAGAGCAAAUCAGAGUCUUCGGGCUUCGCGCUGUUGCAUCUUUGAUUCAAUUGACCGGCCAAUACUCCGUAAAGACUGUUGUUGACGUCAUGAAGACUCUUGGACAGUCAAUAAAGACAAUCCGUGGCGAUCAGGAGUUCGCAAUGCGCGUUGCUGCAAUUUUGGCAUCAAAUGUAAACGAAGACGAUUUAAUUGCUCCUAUCGUAUCUAAUUUCACAAAUGAGGGACCACGAGAGAUCGUUUUGUUGUUACAAGUUGCUCUUGUAAAUGCAAAAUUUUCUGAUGGUGGUUUGGCUUCAAUUAUCGAUGGAAUUAAUAACAACAGAGUAUUUGAUGCUCUUGAUUGUAUUAAUAACCUCGCUGAAGCCGUUUUGGCCCUUAUUGUCCACGCAAAUGAGAAUUUCAGAGAUGUUAACAGUAAUAUCAUUCUUAUAACAAUUCUCAGGAUCGGCGAGAAAGGUGAUGCAAUGCAUUACUUCGAGAACUGCUUCGGAAGACCUUUGGCCACUGUUUUCAGCGAACAAAUGCAAAAUUUGCUCAGAGUUACAGAUAAAAGCUCCGGAUACCUCAGCAAAUUGUUGCUUAAAGUUCCACCAUACGCUAUCCAGAACAAUCUUAGAGAUGUUUGCCAGGCAAUUUGCGAAUCAAUUGCACAAUCAGAACAGGAAGGCACAAAAGAGCUGAUGGACCUUAUCACUACAUUAUGCUACAAAGGAGCAAUCACAGAUAUCACGGAACAGCUCUUUGAUUUGGUUAUUAACAAGAUGGAAUGGAGUAUUGGAAAAGAAAACGUUCCACCACGUGAAGCAGCCACAUUGGCCUUGGCCGCAUUACUUAAAUCAGACGCAAUCACUCAAGAACGUUGUGAUGAGAGCCUUGAUAAGAUUUUACCAGCAGUUUUAUCAGCUCUUGAUGAUUCAUGGUCUGAUCCAGUCAGAGUUGCAGCCAUUGCACUCGCUAGAGAGUUUAUCGCUAAAUCCAACAAAUUAAAUACAAAAUUCAGCGAAAUUUACAAGGCAAUCAGAGAAAGAAUGGACGACCACGUUCUCUCUGUCAGAGUUAACGCUGUUUCCCUCAUGGCUGACUUCCUUGUUAAGUGUUCUCAAACAAAGGACCAAAUUCCAGCAGAAACACCAGCAACAACAGAAGAAGAGAAGCCUAAAGAUGGAGGAGAGAACAAGGAUAAGAAGAAGGAAGAAAUUCCUGUGAAAUAUGAAGAUAUUCCGAAGAAAUUCGAAGAUUUACUUGUAUUUAUCGAUGAUAUGGUCAAAGAAGUUAGAGAAGCAAUGGAGAUAUUCUGUGAAAGAGUUGGCUCCGUCGAAGAGUGGAAAGAACCACUUUCUACAACUUUGAAAUCAGUUAUUCAGAAUAAUAACCAUGAUGAUGCCACAGAACUCGCUAAUAAGGCAUUGGAAAAGCUUGGCACCAAAUAA
Messenger RNA from Trichomonas vaginalis G3, 2574 nucleotides. RefSeq names its product dynein assembly factor 5, axonemal family. Lineage: Eukaryota; Parabasalia; Trichomonadida; Trichomonadidae. The record is from RefSeq and is a predicted model, not a curated record. The transcript has a single exon. The coding region runs from base 1 to 2574 and encodes 857 amino acids.